This is a messenger RNA of Yarrowia lipolytica CLIB122, 1635 nucleotides long. RefSeq lists its product as uncharacterized. Gene Ontology annotation, biological process: L-glutamate catabolic process. Gene Ontology annotation, cellular component: cytosol. Lineage: Eukaryota; Fungi; Ascomycota; Dipodascomycetes; Dipodascales. The record is from RefSeq and is a predicted model, not a curated record. Gene Ontology annotation, molecular function: glutamate decarboxylase activity; pyridoxal phosphate binding.
AUGGUCCUCUCCGAACACGUCAACGCCGACAAGCUGCUGUCCAACCUCACCGGCAAGGGUGACGAGCACGCCAUCCGGGCUCUCAUUGCCUCCCACACCCUGCGAGACCCCUACUCAUCCAAGUACAACUCGCAGGAGCCCAUUCCCAAGUUCCGAAUUCCCGAGGAGGGCUGCGAGGAGAAGCAGGCCUACCAGCUUAUUAAGGAUGACCUGGAUCUCGACGGAAAGCCCAACCUCAACCUGGCUUCUUUCGUCAACACCUACAUCUCCGACCGAGCCGAGAAGCUGGCCGUGGAGAACCUGACCAAGAACCUGGCCGAUGCCGACGAGUACCCCGCUCUGAUGACCGUUCACGCCCGAUGUGUCUCCAUUCUCGGCCAUCUCUGGAACAACACCGACCACGAGAAAGCUAUCGGUACUGCCACCACCGGAUCUUCCGAGGCCAUCCAUCUUGGAGGUCUGGCCAUGAAGAAGCGAUGGCAGGAGAAGCGACGGGCCGCCGGCAAGUCCACUGAGAAGCCUAACAUUCUCAUGGCUGCCAACGCCCAGGUCGCCCUCGAGAAGUUUGCCCGAUACUUUGAUGUCGAGGACCGAAUCAUCCCCGUGCGAGAGGCCUCCAAGCACUGCCUCGAUCUGUCCAAGAUCAAGGAGAACCUCGAUGAGAACACCAUUGGUAUCUUCGUCAUCAUGGGAUCCACCUACACUGGCCACUACGAAGACGUCCAGGGCGUCGCCAAGAUUUUGGAUGAGUACGAGAAGGAGACCGGUCACUCCAUUGACAUCCACGUUGACGGAGCCUCCGGAGCCAUGGUUGCCCCUUUCCUCUACCCCGAUCUCGAGUGGGACUUCCGAGUGCCCCGAGUCAAGUCCAUCAACACCUCUGGCCACAAGUUUGGUCUCACAACCGCUGGUCUUGGUUGGAUUCUCUGGAGAGACGCAAAGUACCUGCCCAAGGAGCUCAUCUUCGAGCUGCACUACCUGGGAGGUAAGGAGGAGUCCUACACCCUCAACUUCUCGAGACCCGGUUUCCCCGUGCUGCACCAGUACUACAACUUCCUGCACCUGGGAUUCGACGGCUACAAGCAGCUGCAUGCCUCUUCCAUGGCUAACGCCCGACUGCUAUCUGUCUUCCUCGAGGCUACUGGACACUACACUUGCGUCUCCGAGAUCCACCUGCCUGCUAAUGGCUCCAAGCCCAAGGAUGUCAAGCACGUGGCUACUGCCGAUCCUCUGCAGUACAUGGCUGGUCUGCCCGUUGUUGCCUUCCGAUUCUCCGACUCGUUCCGAAAGGCACAUCCUGAGGUCCCCCAGGCUGCUGUCUCCACCCUGCUACGAGUCAAGGGAUACAUUAUCCCCAACUACGAGCUGCCUCCUUCCGAGCAGAAGACUGAGAUUCUUCGAGUGGUUGUGCGACAGUCCAUGUCCAUCGACCUGCUCGACCGACUCAUGGAGGACAUUUCCGCCAUCACCAAUGUGCUGCUCGAGGCCGUGGAGGAUGUGAAGAAGCUGCGGGCCGAGGGUGACCACGAUCCUCAGCUCAUUCACAAGUACGUUCUGACUCUGGUGACCGGAAAGCCUGUUGAGGAGCGAGAGGAGGACUGGGAGGGACACUCCACUUUCCGAGCUGCCUGUUAA